Molecule: messenger RNA, 1343 nt
Organism: Leptinotarsa decemlineata (Colorado potato beetle)
Lineage: Eukaryota; Metazoa; Arthropoda; Insecta; Coleoptera; Chrysomelidae
Source: RefSeq, a predicted model, not a curated record
AAAAUAUUAUUUACAAAAACAUAUGUUUCGUUAGCGAGUUCAAAGCAGACGUUUCAAUCGUAUCCCAAAAUGAAGACGUUUGUUAUAGCGGUAAUUUUCUUUCAUGUCUAUAGUUUUGGUGAUGGUUCCAUUGAAGAUAAAUGGUUCGAAAAAGAAGUUAUCAAAAAUUUAGCAGGGUUGCUCAAAGAGAAAUUCAAUGCGACGCACAUUUUCGAUGUAAUCAAAGUAGCUAAAACAGCACAACAGAAAUGUCCUAAUAUCGAGGGGAAACUUGAAGGUGUUCUCGAUUCAAUAACAGAGUGUAUCACAGACAUUGAGAUAGGAUCAGACACUUUCUGUUCUCUCAUUAGAAAAAACUGGGCAAAAUGUUCAAAACCACUUUUUGAUGAAGUUACAAAUUGUUUACCCGUGGAAUCCAAAGAUCUUCCACACAUGUUUGGAAAGGCUCUGUUUGCCAUUGUAGAUCAAGCUUGCAAUUCAACCGGCGAACAAAUUAUGGAAUUGUUUAAUCCUUGUGGAUUCCAAGAAGAUAUCAGAAUUUUUCAAAAAUGUGAGGAUGUUUGGAACCUGUUGAUGGGUCACAAGACUGUGCUUCCAUCAAAGAAUAUUGUUUGCUCAAUGUUACCUAAAUUGAAAAACUGCGCAAUGGCACAUGAAAGAUCCUCUUGUAGGAAUCCAAUCACCAGAGAAGGUAACAAUCAGUUUUACGAAGCAGUAGUAGGUGCUACUAAAGAUGACUGUGAUGGAGAGAAUCAACCUUGACGUGGAACAAAUAAAACAUUUACUAAUCUUAUGGAGGGUAGACCUAAGGAGAACCAUCUCUUUUAAGUGUCCCUUCAAGCCAUUAAAUUAGAGAGACGACACUGUAGCAAGAGUGUAAAAUUUAAAUGAAGUACUAAAAGUUAAAGAAUAAGGAGAGCUACAUAAAACUGAAGUGGAAAACCUCGCUCGCAAUAUUUACUAAAUAAUAUUCCCUCUAUAUCAUCAACAACUCGAGUCGUUGAAAAUAUUAAAUAUUCGAACUCACCAUACUUUAUGAUCUCUAUAAUUGCUAAGUUCAUAUCAUACCACUUCUAAUAUUAGUGCCAUUUUGGUCAAAUUUUGAACUACAAUUUAUCAUUUACUAGUGGACACUUUUUCAGCUAAAUCCCCAAUUGAGAUAGUUCUUCUUACCUCUACCCUCCAUAACUACUGUAUACAAAAUAUUAUAUGAAAAUAUGACAUUUUUGACUUUAUAUUGUGUUUUAUUAUCGCUAAUUUUUUGUUGGUUGAAAGAAAGUACGCACUAAAUAUAAAAUAAAUCAAUCAACUUACAUGUUGAACAUUUAUGGCUAUUCCUUGAA